CGCUCGGGACGGACGGGUGGGGCCUGGCCGCUUGUUGUCGUCCGCCGCCGCUUGAGGAAACGCUCGGUCGCCGCUCGCUCCGCCGCCGCUCGGGGAUCCCUCAGAUCUCCCUCAGCCGCUCGCUGCGUCCCGAGCACUCCGCGGCCAUGUCGGGGUGGGCGGAGGCCCGGCGGGCCGGGGUGAGACGGCGGACGGCGGCCGAAGCCCACUCGCCCUCCUCGAGCUUUUCCCGGAGACGCUGCCCCUUACGCACGCCCCGAGCCUGAAGGAGCACCGCCGCCAGAAGGCCGCACCGGGACCGGGAGACGCCGGACACACGCCUUGCUGCCGCUGCCGCACAGGGAAUCGCUUUGAGCCCAGCACGGAGACAAUGAAGCUGUUGGAAAACUCAAGUUUCGAAGCAAUAAACUCCCAACUGACGGUGGAGACGGGGGAUGCCCACAUCAUUGGGAGGAUCGAGAGCUACUCCUGCAAGAUGGCCGGCGACGACAAGCACAUGUUCAAGCAGUUCUGCCAGGAGGGCCAACCCCACGUCCUGGAGGCCCUGUCACCCCCUCAGACCACGGGGAUCAGCCCCAGCAGGCUCAGCAAGAGUCAGAGCGGUGACGACGAGGGGCCGCUGAGCGACAAGUGCAGCCGCAAGACGCUCUUCUACCUGAUCGCGACGCUCAACGAGUCUUUCCGGCCCGAUUACGACUUCAGCGCCGCCAAGAGCCACGAGUUCAGCCGGGAGCCCAGCCUCAACUGGGUGAUCAAUGCUGUCAACUGCAGUCUCUUCUCUGCGGUCCGCGAGGAUUUCAACGCCCUGAAGCCACACCUGUGGGACGCCGUGGAUGAGGAGAUCUGCCUUUCUGAGUGCGACAUCUAUAGCUACAACCCAGACCUGGAUUCAGACCCCUUUGGAGAGGACGGCAGCCUCUGGUCCUUCAACUACUUCUUCUACAACAAGAGGCUGAAGAGGAUCGUCUUCUUCACCUGCCGCUCCAUCAGUGGGUAUGCUUACACCCGGCCCGAGGCGAGCAACGAGCUGGACAUGGACCUCAGGGAGGAGGACACGGAGGAGAGCAGAGACCCCAACGACCCCGAGAGCGGCAGCAUCGAGGAGGACAGGUUGCAGGUGAUCUGCAUGUGAUCCCAGAGCUGCUUCUGCUGUACACACACAGACAUACACACACAAACAUACACACACACACACAAACACACACAAACACACACACACACACACACACACUGGAGUGCCCCCAGCACCUCGGAGCACAGCGAACUGAGAAUGGCUGCCGUUCCCCCCCAAAGUGCAUCCCCUCUCCAACCCUUUUUGGGGCUGUGAUGGAUCCCUUCUCCAUCCCCUUUUUGGGGCUGUGAUGGAUCUCCUCUCCAUCCCCUUUUUGGGGCUGUGAUGGAUCCCCUCUCCAUCCCCUUUUUGGGGCUGUGAUGGAUCCCCUCUCCAUCCCCUUUGGGGGCUGUGAUGGAUCCCCUCUCCAUCCCCUUUGGGGGGCUGUGAUGGAUCCCCUCUCCAUCCCCUUUGGGGGGCUGUGAUGGACAGCCGCGCCGUGCCGAGCUCCGAGAAGCUUUGCUGCACUUUAUUGCUGAUCUCAUUGGCUGCACUGACCUGCAAACUCCUCGUGGCUCCAGGCCGGGCUGGACUUCCCUCAAGCACUUUUCCUCCAUCCGUCCAUCCAUCCGUCUGUCUGCCCCCAGCAGCAGCAGUGGGGCCGGGGGCUGCCCGACCCCUCCCGAAGAGCUCCGUGUUCUGUCCUUUCCGAGGAAGAGUCCAUUCGUUUCAAAGAGGUUUGCUUUGCUCUUACCCUCCCAUCGCCAUUCUCUUCUCCCUUUUGGGUUCAUUUUCUGGUUUUUCAGUCCUCGCCGGGAGGUUCUGCAUCGCCCCGCGCCUCUUGGGGGGAUGUUGGGGGGGUGGGAGGGGGGAGGGGGUUUGCUGUUUGGUUUCUGAACCACGCAUUGACUUUGGGCAGCGGCAGGGCGGGGCUGGGGGGGGUCUCGGGGUGUUGAUUUUUGUACUUGGGGGCACACAGUGGGAGCAUCUCCCCACGUUCUCCCUCCGCCUCACAGCUCCUGCUCAAGGCAGGGCUCAGCUGAGCGCGCACAACCCCGAGCUGCCCCGAAGCUGGGAGCCCACCCAGGGCCCCGCUCUAUUUUGGGGCAUCCCAUCCCACAAACCCCCUCCCCCUCUGACUGUGGGGGUCUGCCCCCCAAAUCCGAGCUGUGCUGUGCUGACGUGGGGCCGUCCUGCAGAGGGGUGGGUCUCGUCUCAGCCCCACUGCUGCCCCAGGGGAGGAUUUGCCUUCGGCUUCUGCUCCUCACGCUGCCCGACCUCCCCCCUUCGCUCAGGCUGGGAAAGAAGGAGGAGUGGGAAGGGGGAGCUGAGGGUGGGGGCGCAUGGAUCCCCCCCACUGUGGGUGAAGGACCCGGUCCAUCCCACCGCCGUCGCUCCGCCCGUGGCCGCCCGCCCCGUCCCACCCGUCAGGGACGAGUGACUUCACAGCAUAGCAAUGUAUCCUUACACCAAUAAAGGGUUUCUGUGAUUCA
Molecule: messenger RNA, 2544 nt
Organism: Phasianus colchicus (ring-necked pheasant)
Lineage: Eukaryota; Metazoa; Chordata; Aves; Galliformes; Phasianidae
Gene: MAF1
Product: MAF1 negative regulator of RNA polymerase III
Biological process (GO): negative regulation of transcription by RNA polymerase III
Cellular component (GO): nucleus
Molecular function (GO): RNA polymerase III core binding
Source: RefSeq, a predicted model, not a curated record